AUGGACUGUCUCUCGGUGACUACCAGACAUUCACUGCGGAGGUCUGGCUCUCGACUUUGUACAUUUUCCGGCCGGAUAUAUCCCUCAACUACACUGCAUCGACAAUAUGCGCUCUUUCCGACACCCCGGCGCAUGAACGGACAAGCCAAUCGAUCCGAUCACUAUGAUACUCCAACCUCCGUGGAGGAAAUUGCGAACCCUCAGCAGGCUCAGCCGCUCUCCGGAUACUAUUCAUUGAUCCUGAAAUCCAAAUCACCGUACGGUGGUCGUGCGUCGACUUCACGACCGACGCCGCCCGUUCGGCCCGAUGCCGAACCGACGCCGGCAUCCAGCGUCACACCGCAAUCACCACAAGAAAAAAUGGCAAUUGUGUUCGGGACCCGUCUCGCUGGCCCAGGACGAUCCUCGCGCUACAGUCCUGGUGAAAUUCCCCCAGAGUCGACAUGGAAGACCAUCAACGGUGUUCCCAUUCCUCCCCAGCCCGAGGAACCGGAUAAUUGCUGCAUGAGUGGCUGUGUUCACUGCGUCUGGGAUGAUUUCCGAGACGAGAUGGAGGACUGGGCAUCCAGAGUUGCAACGGCAAAGGCCAAAGGCGGUCCUGAGAAGGGGACAAAAGACAUGCGCUCGGCGCCUAGACCCGAAGUAAGCUCGGCCAGUGGAAGCAUGGACGAUGAUGGUGGUGGCAGUGAAGCAAAUUGGUCGCCGCCCAGUCAUGGGGAUGAUCUGUUUUCUACUGUUCCCGUUGGAAUUCGGGAAUUCAUGAAGACGGAGAAAAGGUUGCGAGUGAAACAUCAGAAGGAGGCUACAGCGUGA
Molecule: messenger RNA, 813 nt
Organism: Penicillium bovifimosum
Lineage: Eukaryota; Fungi; Ascomycota; Eurotiomycetes; Eurotiales; Aspergillaceae
Product: oxidoreductase-like domain-containing protein
Exons: 1
Coding region: 1-813 (270 amino acids)
Cellular component (GO): mitochondrion
Source: RefSeq, a predicted model, not a curated record